This is a messenger RNA of Lactuca virosa, 2295 nucleotides long. NCBI's taxonomy places the organism in Eukaryota, Viridiplantae, Streptophyta, Magnoliopsida, Asterales, Asteraceae. The record is from the annotation of a GenBank genome assembly.
AUACUCCUACAAAAUCAUACUACUGUAGUUUCCAAGAGGAUAGUUCUGAUAGACACAUUAGCAGCAGUCGGAUCCAACCAAGAAGACAAACAAAACCUCUGUACACCAAAUUCACCUCAAGUUCUAGCCAAAGCCAGCAACUUGUCGUCGUCGUCUCUUUCUAUCUCGAAAUACAUAUAGCUCCAUAGUUUUUCACCGAUUAAGCUCGAAUCAAUAGUUUUUACAACACUCAAUGAUUCAGUAUCAUGUCACUGAUAGAGACUUAGAAUACCUUUUCAAUUUCGUAUAAAGUUGACUAAUCGCCAAUCGGGAUAUAAUUCAGUGUUUGAGGGCUUGAAAACGUCCGACGACGGUUUUUGAACUUCUCUGAGUUGACAGAAUAGAAGGAAUAGGAGGGUAGUGAUACUGAUUGCGAUGCAUCGGCCAGUGUCAGCCAUAACCGAUCAUGGUGGACUCCCCACUGAAAGUGGAGAUACUGUUGUGACACUUGACCAAGUUCCUCGAUGGAUUGAUGAUGAUUUUAGGUAUUCUGAUGAAAUUGAAGAUCCCAGUUCACAUUUUCCAGACCCUUUAGCUUCAUCAUCUGAGGCAGAGAGUAGUGGGACAGGAAUUGUUUCAAGGUUUCCAGUUGAUCAUGAAGUUAACUCAAAGAUUUAUCUGUGGAGAGGAAACCCUUGGAAUAUGGAGGUUGAUGCUGUUGUCAAUUCCACAAAUGAGAACAUGGAUGAAGCACACUGUAGCCCUGGUUUGCAUGCUGCAUCAGGGCCUGGUCUUGCUGAAGAAUGUUCAACACUGGGUGGCUGUAGAACAGGGAUGUCUAGAGUUACCAAUGCAUAUGAUCUACCUGCAAGGAGGAUCAUACAUACUGUGGGGCCUAAAUAUGCUGUAAAAUAUCAUACAGCUGCAGAAAAUGCUUUGAGUCACUGCUAUCGUUCUUGUCUAGAACUUCUCAUUGAAAACAGACUUCAGAGCAUUGCUAUUGGCUGUAUAUACACAGAAGCAAAAUAUUAUCCGCGAGAACCAGCUGCACAUGUUGCAAUAAGAACAAUUCGCCGGUUUCUUGAGAAACAAAAGGAUAAUAUUACAGCAGUAGUUUUAUGUACAACUGCAGCAAAUGAUACAGAUAUAUAUAAAAGAUUGCUUCCACUCUACUUUCCACGCGAUAGAAAGGAGGAAAGUUUUGCAAUUAUGAAGCUUCCUGCUGAUGUUGGGGAUGAAAAUGGUGAGACUCUUAUAGAUGAAAGGAAAAUCAGAAUAAAAUCUUUACCCAAUGUGAAGAAGAGUGUUCCAAAACCUCGCCAAGCCUUGAUAGAUGUUCCUAUCAAUGAUCGUGGGUUGACCAGAAGGAACUCUUCAUCAUAUUUGGAUUCAUAUCUGGAUCCAGCUUUCAUGGUUGGUGAUGUUGGUGGGCCCCCACUUUCAGCUGCUGAAGAAUACUCACUCCAUUCUAGAUACCUUGCUAAAGCAAACUCUAGGAAUCUUUCUGAAAUAGCAGAAAUGAAGAUUGUGUAUCGAGGGGGAGUAGAUAGUGAAGGUCGCCUAGUUAUGGUUAUAGUUGGAGCACAUUUUCUUCUUCGUUGUCUUGAUCUUGACAGAUUUGUACUCUACAUAGUAAAGGAAUUUGAGCCCUUGAUACAGAAGGCGUAUAGCAUUGUUUACUUUCACUCUGCUGCAUCUUUACAAGUGCAACCAGAUCUAGGAUGGAUGAGGAAAUUACAACAAAUACUUGGUAGGAAAAGUCAGCGGAAUCUCCAUGCAAUCUAUGUCCUACAUCCAAGUUUUGGACUGAAGGCUGCAGUUUUCACAAUGCAACUCUUAGUAGACAACAUGGUGUGGAAGAAGGUUGUAUAUGUUGAGCGGCUUCUUCAUCUCUUCAAAUAUGUUCCUCGUGAACAGCUAACCAUCCCGGACUUUGUCUUCCAGCAUGACCUGGAAGUGAACGGAGGGAAAGGGCUUGUUGUGGAUCCAAGAACGAAAUAUGUAUAUAAUCGACCCGGGGGAAAGUCCGAAAAUGUGAUCAUUUAAAUUUUUGGUAAUUUUGUUCUAGAAAUUGAUUUUGGAGUUCAUUUAGAUACAUCCAUGUGAAUAGUUUUUUGGUUGUGAUGUGUUAUUUCUUUGUGUAAGAGUUGUCUUGAAUAAAUUAGGUGGUAAUUGUGUUGUGUUUGGGCAAAAUCUUGAAAGUAAUUGCAACUAUUGUUUAUCUAGAACAAGAGAAACAGUGAGGUAGGUAGAAAUGAAUUUCUGGUUAUGCGACUUAAAUAUAUCAUUAAAACUGUGGAGAAUAUGUAUUUCGAC